AACUGUUUUAUUGAAUUGCUCUUCAUCUUUUUUCAUACACAACACAGUGGUGCUGGGUUUGAAUUUUAAGAAUCAUUUCUCAUAUUAUUUUUUUUUCCUUCACUUCACAAAAGACAAGUUGGAACCAUAAUUAAGCUCCACAAAGACACAGCGUGCAACAAUAGCUGGACUGAUGCAGAUCGCAGCAGCUGCAGGGAUGAACCGCUGGAGUCUGGGAAACGCUGGGAAUGCCAGUAAAUCGGACAGAAGUGGGCCGCACAGAGGGAAGCUGAUGAUGCUGAUGUGGAUUAUCCUCUUCAGCUCUCUGUGCCUGAUGGUCGACGGCCAGAUGAAGAUCCCACCAGAAACGGUGCAGCAGUGGGCUGUGUCCUUUGGCAAAGAGAUACGUACCCUAUCCUCAAGAUACUCUGGAGCUAAACUGCUACAGAAGAAAUACAAGGACGUUGAGGGUGUGGUGAAGAUAGAGGAGGUGGACGGAGAGGAGCUGGUGAAGAAGUUUGCAGAGGAGAUGGAGGAGAUGCUUGGCAGGAAGAUGAAGUCUGUGAAGAGGUUAGCAGAAGCAGCAGAGGAUGCUGAUCUUUACCACGAGUACAAUGAAACUCUGGAGUUUGACUAUUAUAACUCCAUGCUGAUCAACACGGUGGAUGAGGAUGGGAACGCAGUGCCUCUGGGAGGAGAAUUCCCUCUGGAGGAAAAUGAACACUUCAAUAAAUUGCCUGUCAACACGCAACUGAGUAACAUACAAGUCCCCACUAAUGUCUACAACAGAGAUCCAGAUAUUCUGAAUGGAGCCUACAUGUCUGAGGCUCUGAAUGAUGUGUUCAUCGAUAACUUCCAGAAGGAUCCAACUCUCACGUGGCAGUACUUUGGCAGCUCUACGGGCUUCUUCAGGCUGUACCCUGGGAUCCAGUGGAUUCCAGAUGAAAAUGGUGUGGUCACCUUUGAUUGCAGAAACAGAAAUUGGUAUAUCCAAGCAGCCACAUCUCCUAAAGAUGUGGUGAUUGUUGUGGAUGUCAGUGGCAGUAUGAAGGGACUCAGACUGACCAUAGCCAAGCACACCAUCAAUACAAUCCUGGACACUCUUGGAGAAAAUGAUUUUGUUAACAUCAUAGCUUACAGUGACUACGUUCGCUAUGUGGAGCCCUGCUUCAAGGGCACACUGGUACAAGCUGAUCUGGAUAACAGAGAGCAUUUCAAGCUUUUGGUUGAGGAGCUUCAUGUCAAAGGGGAGGGCAAAGUGAAAAAAGCAAUGAAGGAAUCUUUCAAGAUCCUCAACGAGGCUGCAGCACAGGGCCAGGGCAGCCUGUGUAACCAGGCCAUCAUGCUGAUAACAGACGGAGCCAUGGAAGACUUCCAGGAUGUUUUUGAAGAGUUCAACUGGCCAGAUCGACGGGUUCGAGUCUUCACGUAUCUAAUUGGACGAGAGAUGACAUUUGCUGAAAAUGUCAAAUGGAUUGCCUGCAACAACAAGGGUUACUACACACACAUCUCCACGCUGGCUGACGUCCAGGAAAACGUUAUGGAGUACCUCCAUGUUCUCAGCCGGCCUAUGGUCAUCAACCAUGAUCAUGACAUCAUAUGGACUGAGGCCUAUAUGGACAGUGUGCUGUUCAACACUCAGGCUCAAAGCCUGCUCCUGAUGACCUCAGUAGCCAUGCCUGUGUUCAGCAAGAAGAAAGAGACUUUGUCUCAUGGGAUUCUGCUGGGAGUGGUGGGAACUGAUGUGGCCCUAAGAGAACUGAUGAGAUUAGCUCCAAGAUACAAGUUGGGUGUCCAUGGCUAUGCCUACCUCCUCACUAACAAUGGCUACAUCCUGUCUCAUCCUGACCUACGACCUCUGUAUAAGGAGGGGACAAAGCUAAAGCCAAAACCCAACUACAACAGUGUUGAUCUGUCAGAGGUGGAGUGGGAAGAUACGGAGGAGAAACUGAGGACAGCCAUGGUGAAAGGAGAAACUGGAACGUUAUCUUUAGACGUGAGAACUUCAGUGGAUAAAGGAAGGAGAGUGAUGUUCCUGAAGAAUGAUUACUUCUACACCAUCAUCAAUGAAACACCAUUUAGUCUGGGCAUAGUGUUAACUAGAGGAUAUGGAAAGUAUAUCUUCUCAGGAAAUGUCUCUGUUGAGGAAGGUCUUCACGACUUACUGGCUCCAGAUCUGACCAUAGCCAGCGAAUGGACAUAUUGUGAGACAGACAUUGACCCAGCCCAUCGCAAGCUGAGCCAGCUGCAAGCUGUAGUACGAUACCUCACUGGCAAAGAACCACAUCUGGAGUGUGAUGUGCAGUUGUUGCAACAAACUCUGUUUGAUGCUGUGGUCACAGCUCCUAUGGAAGCUUACUGGACUGCUCUUAUGCUCAACACAUCUGGUAUGGAGGAGGGGGUAGAAACAGCGUUCUUGGGGACCCGCUCAGGCCUGAUGAGAUUCCAGCGGUACACUGGUAUUGAGAAAAGAAUUGCCAAGUCUUUCCUGACCUCCACAGACAAGGAGAAUAUGUUCACAUUGGACCAUUUCCCAGUGUGGUACCGCAGAGCAGCCGAGUACCCAGCUGGACAGUUUCUAUACUACAUGCCCAGGCAGGACGCUAGAGCAGGGAGGAUAGUGAUCGCUACCACUGCUGUCACUGUGACAGUGGGCACAAAAACUGCCAUCGCUGGAGCCAUCGGUGUGCAGAUGACUCUCGAGGUGAUUGAGUCCAGAUUCAGGGCCAUCACGAUACAGUCAAAUGACACAGAUUGCUCUGACGUGGAGGGGAUUUGUCCUCUUCGGUGUGACAGCCUUGAUAUUGAUUGCUACGUGAUUGACAAUAAUGGCUUUGUCCUAAUUUCUAAACAGCGCAGUAAUGCCGGGAGGUUCUUUGGCGAGGUUGAUGGAUCAGUGAUGACCACACUGAUCAGAAUGGGCAUGUUCAAAAGGGUGUCCUUGUUCGACUACCAGGCCAUGUGCAAGAUGAACUUGCACUCUGUCAGCAGCGCCCGUCCACUUCUCAGCCCGUUCUAUGGUUUGGCUUCAGCACUCAAGUGGUUCCUCUCCAACUUCCUACUAUUUCUCCUGGAGUUUAAUUUCUGCAGCUUCUGGCACACGGAGCAUUUUGCCGAUGCCAAGCCAUCUUUCAGCGUGUCCUCAGCUCAUAAGAAAAAAGGAGACAUCCUGCAGCCGUGUGACACCGAGUACCCCAGCUUCGUUUAUGAGCCGUCAGUCAAAGAGACCAACAGCAUUAUUAAGUGUGGACGCUGCCAGAAGAUGUUUGUAGUGCAACAGAUACCAGAGACCAACCUUUUGAUGCUGGUGGUCCAGGCGGACUGUGACUGCUCCAGACAGUACGGGCCGAUCACCAUGGAGCCCAAGGAAGUCAAAUAUAACGCCUCAGUAAAGUGCGACAGGAUGAGGUCGCAGAAGAUUCGCAGACGACCCGAGUCCUGCCACGCCUAUCACCCGCAGGAAAACGCCAAUGACUGCGGACGCGCUUCUUUCAUAUCUCUCUCAGCUUCUCUCUUCUUUAUCUGUCUCUCCUUCUCUGCACUGGUCUCCUGAUGAUGGACAACUUUGCUGUUUCCUAUAAAGGUGGAGAUUGGAGUAAAUCAAGAGAUGUGUUUGGACACUGGACACCUCAAGUGGAUUUUUUUAAAAACGCACAGUUUUCUCAUGACAACCACAAGCCUAGUCUCUCCUGACGGACUUUUGACGUGGUUUAUGAGAACUGGUUUGUUAAUUCCUGCAAAUUAUUACAUCUGAAGUAAAACCUGCAAAGAAGGCAAGUUAAUGGGUUGUUGUUGCCAUGGAUACUUUUCCAUUAGUUACUUUCUCAGGCACCAGUUUGCAUCUCAAAAUGAAAAGGGACUAAAGAGAUGCAGGUGGUGGCUGUGACAUGCAUUUAUAAAAGGGAUUAUGAGUCACAAUAUGCAACAUAACAAAGUCCAGGGGGAAAAAUAUGUUUUUCAUUUCCCAUAUCACGGUGAAUUUUGUGUUGCAGAUGCACAUGCGUAUUAUAUAUGCAGCUGCAAGCAUGCAUACCUCCAACAGACACACAUCCAAUAUUUACCAUCCACGAUGCUUUAUUUACAGACUUUUUUUUAACAUUGAAUCAUAGCCACUGAGAGAGGGGCAACAUAAAUAUGUGGGGAAGCACUGUUAUGCGACUGGUCAUGUUUUACAUGGUUGUUUGCAAUGGAUUAAUGGAUAAUGGACAUGAUUAUGGCUCAGUGCCUAGAAAGUAGUCACAGUUGGGUUAUAUAGAAUUUAUAUAAAUAUAAAAAUGUAAUAAAGUUAAUAAGAAUGGGGAUUUUCGGCCCCCUGAGGAUGUCACUAUUGAGUUCAUACUUUGAUUACGUCCCAAAAAUAAUUGUUUCUUUAAAAAAAUGUCUGUCUGCCUUUCUGUCUUUUUCUGCUGUGUCUUUCUCUGUGUUUGUAAAUACUGUUUGUAAUUAUGUUUGUCUGUUUGGCUGGACAUGUGGAAGCUGGAACUCUCACAGUGUGUAGGUCUAAAAUCCGCAUGGAUAACACAAUGAUAGGCUAAGGAUCAAAAUCUAUUCACAUAGGUUAUUUUAACGUUUUCAAUCUGCAUGUGUUUGCAACAAAGGGUUAUUUUCACAAUUACAUAGAUAUAAAUUAUUCAGGAUUUAAUUUUAAAGCUAUUUAAAUGCAUUUACUGGAGACUGUGAUAUUUCAAUACUUUUCUAAACCCUCAACCUCAUGUAUCUGCUUCUUAUUGCCAUAAAUAACUAUGAUUUUAUAAUUUUGUGAUAAAUGCAAAAAUAAAGGUAGCACUCACUCUGACAAACAACAUUGUCAUAUGAAAGAAACUUGGUCUCAGAUUUUAUUUUAUUUUUUCUUUUUGGAAAUGUCCUGUUCAUACAUUUGUAAUUGCAAUGUAAAUUAAAAAUGUAAAUCUAAUCUCAUAAGGUAUUUUUGUAUACAUCUUCUUGUGUGUCUCUUGCUUUGGACUGUUUAAUCAGCAUUUCAUUGUAUUCUGGGCUGUGAGUGUUCCUGUAGCUUUUUCUAUAAUAUUUUUCAUCAUCUUUUAAAGCAUGUCUUUGGGUUGGACUAUUUCUGAUGACGAAUUUGCCUGAGAUUUUGCCUGUUUAUGUAAUAGACUCAGAUACAUAUUGUGUGCGUGGGUGUGCAUCAUUACAGUUUGUUCUCUCUCGCUGAAAUCAUGAGAGUAACUUAAUUCGUUUCAUUUUUGUUUGUAAUUUCCACUGUACAAUAUCCUGUAUAUUGUGUGGCUGACACAUCCACAUUGUAUGUUGGUUGACUGAAGCCAUGAUUUGUACAAAGUAAAUAAAACGAUCCUUCUGGGUUUUUGUACUGUA
This is a messenger RNA of Toxotes jaculatrix (banded archerfish), 5310 nucleotides long. RefSeq names its product calcium channel, voltage-dependent, alpha 2/delta subunit 4a (gene cacna2d4a). The transcript has 40 exons. Gene Ontology annotation, cellular component: voltage-gated calcium channel complex. The record is from RefSeq and is a predicted model, not a curated record. Lineage: Eukaryota; Metazoa; Chordata; Actinopteri; Toxotidae. Gene Ontology annotation, molecular function: voltage-gated calcium channel activity. Bases 173 to 3532 code for a protein of 1119 amino acids.